Messenger RNA from Drosophila arizonae, 984 nucleotides. RefSeq names its product inhibitor of growth protein 5 (gene Ing5). Gene Ontology annotation, cellular component: nucleus. The record is from RefSeq and is a predicted model, not a curated record. Gene Ontology annotation, biological process: regulation of DNA-templated transcription. NCBI's taxonomy places the organism in Eukaryota, Metazoa, Arthropoda, Insecta, Diptera, Drosophilidae.
AAAACAGCUGAUGGCUCAUCAUAAAAAGACGCUUGACUUUUGUUAGUAAACUGAAACUGACGAAAAAACAAUACAAAUUGCACACUAGAAACAUCAAAAAUGUCGUCAGCUAUAUAUUUAGAAAACUAUUUAGACGGCUUGGAAUCGCUGCCCACCGAGCUAGAACGGAACUUCAAGUUGAUGAGAAAAUUGGACGAUCGAGCGCAAACGGCUAUGAAGAGCAUCGAUAGCCAUGCGAAAGACUUCAUGCGCAAGCUAUCCGCCGAGAACGGGCCAAUGAGCGAGGAGGAGCGAAAGGAGCGUCUGGAGGACAUUAAGGCACUGUUUGGCAAAGCCAAGGAAUACAGCGAUGAUAAAGUGCAGCUAGCCAUACAAACCUAUGAGCUGGUGGACAAACAAAUCCGAAGACUUGACAACGACUUGGCCCGCUUUGAAGGAGAGAUCCAAGAGAAGGCCUCCUCAACACGCGCCAAAUCCGAAGAAGUGGUUGCCAAGAAGGCUGGUCGUAAGAAGACCAAAGAUGGCAAGGCGACGGGUAAAAAGAAACGGCCAGCCUCCUCGGAUGAGGAAACUGGGCGUGGCAAUCAAUCGAACAGCGGCAGCGGGGCUAAUCUAAAUGCUAGCAGCAGUGCUGGUCAAGGUAGCAAAAAGAAAAAGUCCAAGGUAAAUCAAGAAAAAGAAACCCGCAAGGGGGCAGCACAAAAGAAAGUCGUGGAUGUGGAUGACUCGGAAAAAGAUUCUUGCCACACGGCCGCCACGCAUCCCAGCGACGUCAUGGACAUGCCCGUGGAUCCCAAUGAGCCAACAUAUUGUCUGUGCCACCAAGUAUCCUAUGGCGAGAUGAUUGGCUGCGAUAAUCCAGAUUGUCCCAUUGAAUGGUUCCACUUUGCCUGUGUCGGUCUUACCACGAAGCCGAAGGGCAAAUGGUUUUGUCCCAAGUGCACGCAGGACCGUAAGAAGAAAUAGACAACGUUAACGGCAGCA